AUGGCAAGGGAGGGAAAGAAAACUAAGGGGAAACAAAAGAUUGAGAUUAAGGUUAUCGAAAAUAUGGAUGAUAGACUGAUUACAUUUUCAAAACGGCGACCUGGCAUUUAUAAGAAGAUAAGUGAGAUAACCACGCUUUGUGGUGCGGACGUUCUUUUCAUUUGCUUCUCGCCUGCCGCAGAGAACCAAUCAGUGAUUCAAAAUUACAAUGAGGUGGUCAAUCAGCUCGAGGCAGUGAAAGAGAAAGCAAAGGCACUUGCUCAGGUUGAGCAGGCCAGUGGGAGUGAAGGUAAUUGUUGGUGGGAAGCUCCCAUUGAUCAACUCAACCCUGGAGAGCUACAAGAAGUAGAAUCCCAUUAUGAAGAUCUUCUGAACCAGCUCUACAUUGCCAGGAGAAAGGUGAUAGAAGCCAUGACUUCUUCAAUACCUGCACACUUCAAUCCAUCGACUUCACCACCUCAUUAA
Molecule: messenger RNA, 465 nt
Organism: Hibiscus syriacus
Lineage: Eukaryota; Viridiplantae; Streptophyta; Magnoliopsida; Malvales; Malvaceae
Product: agamous-like MADS-box protein AGL62
Exons: 2
Coding region: 1-465 (154 amino acids)
Biological process (GO): regulation of transcription by RNA polymerase II
Molecular function (GO): RNA polymerase II cis-regulatory region sequence-specific DNA binding; DNA-binding transcription factor activity, RNA polymerase II-specific; protein dimerization activity
Source: RefSeq, a predicted model, not a curated record